Messenger RNA from Perognathus longimembris pacificus (Pacific pocket mouse), 2398 nucleotides. It is a transcript of the gene Mlph, whose product is annotated as melanophilin. The record is from RefSeq and is a predicted model, not a curated record. Gene Ontology annotation, molecular function: myosin binding; small GTPase binding; actin binding. NCBI's taxonomy places the organism in Eukaryota, Metazoa, Chordata, Mammalia, Rodentia, Heteromyidae. Gene Ontology annotation, cellular component: cortical actin cytoskeleton. Gene Ontology annotation, biological process: intracellular protein transport.
GCUGAGCUGUUCUGACCUCCUGGCUUUCUAGGCAAGGACCAGAGGAGAAGCAGCCAUGGGGAAGAAGCUGGACCUUUCCAAGCUCACGGAUGAGGAGGCCGCGCACGUCUGGGCGGUGGUUCAGCGGGACUUGGACCUCCGGAGGCGAGAAGAGGAAAGGCUGGCGGAGCUGAAGGACGAGCUUCGGAAGCAAGCAUCCCGGAGGGAGCUGCUGUGUGGCACUGCCCAGCUGAACGAGAGCCACUGCGCCCACUGCCUGCAGCCCCACGGGCGCCUCGCCGGCGGGCGGCGACAAUGCCAGGACUGCGGGCUCUUCGUCUGCAAGAGCUGCAGCCAGGCCCACCCCGAGGGGCCGGGCUGGCUCUGCGCCCCCUGCCACCUGGCCAGGGUGGCGCGGAUGGGCUCGCUGGGCUGGUACUACGAGCACGUGAGAGCCCGCUUCAAACGCUUUGGCAGUGCCAAGGUGGUCCGCUCCCUCUGCGGGCGGCGGCGGGCGGCAGGAGAGACGGAGCCAAGUCCUGGGGAGAGAAGCGGAGACAGCGAGCAGACAGACGAGGAGGGGGAGCUGCGCACCGAGGCCCAGGCCCCGGCUCUGGGCGGCAGACAAAGGCGCCUGCUCUCCUUCCAUGACCUGGACUGCGAGGAGGACUCGGACCAGGACACCCAGCCCUGGGGCGAUGCCCCGGGCCGGCCCGGGGACCCUGCCACGCCCCGCCGCCUGCAGCCCCUGUCAGGUGAGCCCUGCGCCGAGGACAGCGCCGCCCUGGAGGCCGAGGUGCCGGAGGAGGCGGCAGCCUCCAGCGACCGCCCGCAGGCAGAGGAGCUUCCGGACAGCCUGGAACCUUCCGGAGCGGAGGCACUUGCUGAGCCUGGAGACGCCCACGGGACAGCCCCGGGGGCUGCUGCCGGGCCCGGGACACGAGCCACGGGGAAGGGCCGGCCCCCCUCGCAGUACCUGGCCGACGUGGACACGUCUGAGGAGGACAGCCUCCAGGCUCCGAGGGCCCCCUCCCAGAAUUCCACGCGGAGAGCCCACGCCGCCGCCGCCGGUCAGAUCUCUGAGCUGAGAGAGCAGGUGUCCCUCGUGGAGCACCUGCGCACUCACCUGGAGAGCACUGCCGCCGUGCCUCCCCCGGCCCAGCACCCAGCCCCCGGAGCGCGCACGGAGGCCGACGUGGAGGAGGAGGCCCUGAGGCGGAGGCUGGAGGCGCUGACCCGCAGCAUCAGCGACCAGGGGCCCUCCACCGAGGAAGAGGACGGGAAGGCGGGGAGGCCGAGGUCGGUCCGGACGGAGCCCCGCCGGGCGCAGCCCCGCAGGUGUGUCCAGCGACGGGUCCCCACCGACGCGCGGGGAAGCAGCCCCCAGAGCCCUCGGGACGCUGUCCAGCCCGGCAGGACCGCGGAGGAGGCGCUGUCAGAGCUGGAGAGCAGAGUGGCCAAGGCGGCAUCCGCAGUCCAGCAGACGGAGAGCGAGGUUUCGGACAUCGAGUCCCGGAUUGCAGCUCUGAGGGCCGCGGGGCUCAAGGUGAAGCCCUCGGGAAAGGCCCGGAGGACGUCCAGCCUCCCGAUCUUUCUUCCUCGAGUUGCUGGGAAAAUUGGCAAGAGUCCACGGGCUCCGAACGCCGACCCUGCGGAUGAGGCCCAGGUGGCAGCCGGGCCCGGGCUCCUUCCGAGGAAGCAUGGCCCCACGAUGCCAGGCCAAGGCGAAGGUUCUUUUGGUCGGAAGUCAUUGUACCACGGCUCCCUCACCCAAAGGAACCCCCACGGGAGGAAGAUGGCCAGACACGUCUUUGCGAAGCCUGUGAUGGCGCAGCAGCCCGGAGGGCACGAUGCACAGGAGCCGGGCCGAGCGGCCGUGGCCACACAGCGCGCACCACCCCCUCCACGGGGCCACGGGGACCCCGACGCGCGCCGUGAGGACCCGGAGGGGCCGCCUGCCCGGGCGGAGGACCGCGCCCGCCGAGACGGCGUCAGCCGGGAGCGCAGCCCGGUGUGGGAGAGGGCGGGCGGGCGAGAACCUGUGCCCGCGGGCGGGGCGGGGAAACGAGGCACGGGGCCGGCAGGCCUCGCCCCACCGGCUCCGAGUCCACAGGCAGCCACGAGUACCGCGCCACCUCCCAAAAGUGCACUGUGCCCCCCCAAGGGCCCAGCAGCCCCCAAGCCUCCACCCCCAAAGCUCCACCACCCCCAAAGCUCCACCACCCCCAAAGCUCCACCACCCCCAAAGCUCCGCCACCCCCAAAGCUCCAUCACCCCAGGAGCUGCGGUGCUGCUGAAGAGUAUCCCCAGCACAGCCCGCCUUGCUGGCCCCAGCCGGACGGCAGCCCCCCCCUUGCCACUGCCUGAUCCCCGCCAGGUUGCACCCCACCCUCACCGGGGUCCUGGCUGGGUUGAAUAA